CGAUCUUGCAAAUAUAGCUAUCACAAGCCCCAUCUGAGGGUAAACAGCAUGGAGAUGAAUGUCCUACCUGAACACCAGUCCAGCAAUGGAAACAUGAUCUACAGCUAUCAUGCAACAGAAAAUCCAUGCUGCCCCCAGAAGAAUGAUCUGGGUAGCAAGAGUGGAAAGAUUACUUGCCCCUUACCAGAAGAUAUUGAGCUUGUUCAAAAGAAAGCUUUAAUAGAUACUUUCCCGGUGAUUGUGAAGAUCCUGGAAGAAGUUCAGUUCAUAGCAAUGCGCUUCAGGAAACAAGACGAGGGUGAAGAGAUCUGCAGUGAGUGGAAGUUUGCAGCGGCUGUCAUAGACAGAUUAUGCCUGGUUGCAUUUACCCUUUUUGCCAUCAUUUGCACAUUUACAGUACUCAUGUCUGCUCCAAAUUUUAUAGAAGCUGUUUCAAAGGAUUUUGUAUAAAGUUUUCAAAGAUGAGCAUGAUAACUUAAAAGUGAAUAUUGUCAGUAAUUUUGAUAGAUAAUUUAACUCAAACAGAGAAGUGUACUUAUAUGUACUAAUAUGCACAGAAGGGGAUGAAAAUAAUUUCAGGAGGUAAUUAUUCCUGAUUUUAGUGACUGUAGUUACUGAAUAGUAAACUUAUUGAGCUCUGCUACU
This is a messenger RNA of Pterocles gutturalis (yellow-throated sandgrouse), 645 nucleotides long. Its product is annotated as neuronal acetylcholine receptor subunit alpha-7-like. The record is from RefSeq and is a predicted model, not a curated record. Gene Ontology annotation, cellular component: membrane. Lineage: Eukaryota; Metazoa; Chordata; Aves; Pterocliformes; Pteroclidae. Gene Ontology annotation, biological process: monoatomic ion transport. The coding region runs from base 49 to 450 and encodes 133 amino acids. The transcript has a single exon.